AAUAAUGCAACCCCCAUAAACUCGAAUGUUGUGUUUAGUGGACAGAGAACAGUGGCGGAUCUACGUACAGGCACCCCCGGGCACGUGCCCCACCUGAAUUUAAAAAAAAAUUCGAAAACAGGGGCUUGUUAGUAAUAGUAUUACUCAAUUCUCUCUCUUUCACUCUAACCCUCAAAACUCUAGACAACUCUUCCUCCACCUCCACUGUCGCUGCCGCACUCCCGUACCACGCCACCGCCGGCUGCUGCUCCAUCACAGACGCCUUCCGCCGCUGCUGCCUGGUGCUUUGAGCCUUUGACGUUGUCGGUGCUGCACUGCCGCUGUGGGUUGUUCGAAUCGAACACAGUCGAACACUCGAACUCGAAGGUUGACAAACCCUAAUCCCUAAAAAUCGGAAUUUUUGAUUUUGUUUAAGCCGCCUACCGUCUACACCUGCCGUCCCCUCCUGCCGCUUGUGGCUGCCUAGUGGCUGGUUCGGUGGUUCCUAUUUCACAUUCAUUAACAAAAACCCAAAAAAUCAAAAUUUUGAUUUUUAAGUUGGUGACUUGGUGCUUGAUAUGAGGAUUGUGGGACUAACAGGAGGAAUUUCAUCUGGGAAGAGCACUAUUUCAAACCUCUUCAAAGCUCAUGGAAUUCCCAUUGUUGAUGCUGAUAUUGUUGCUCGGGAUGCAUUGAAAAAAGGCACUGGAGGAUGGAAGAAGGUUGUGGAAGCAUUUGGGAACGACAUUCUACAGCCUGAUGGGGAAGUAGAUAGGCCUCAGCUGGGACGUAUUGUAUUCUCCAAUCCCGAUAGGCGCCAACUACUCAACAGGUUAUUGGCCCCUUAUAUUUCUUCGGGCAUUGUCAAAGAAAUAAUGAAGUUGUGGUUGAAGGGCCACAAGGUUAUUGUUCUUGACAUCCCCCUAUUGUUCGAGGCUAAAAUGGACAAAUGGACAAAGCCAAUUAUUGUUGUAUGGGUUGAUCGCGAGACACAACUAAAAAGAUUGGUUUCUAGAGACCGAAUAUCAGAUGAAGAAGCUUACAACAAAAUAAACGCUCAAAUGUCCCUGGAUACAAAGAAAACUAAAGCAGACAUUGUGAUUGAUAAUACAGGAUCACUUGAUGACUUAAACGAACAAUUUCAGAAGGUACUCCGUGUAGUCACCCAGCCGUUGACAUGGAGAGAGUUCAUGCUAUGCAGGCAAGGAGCCUUUUAUGCUCUUGCAAUUGUUUUUUUAGGUGUGUUUAUGGCCAACAGAAUUUCAAAAUGUAAUGGAUUGUAACCUUACUGUGAUGUUUGUUUUGCAAAUAAUUACUUGUUUUGGUACUUACAAUGACUGAAAGAUGUAAAAUAAAUAGAGUCUGAAAACUUA
Molecule: messenger RNA, 1352 nt
Organism: Amaranthus tricolor (Joseph's coat)
Lineage: Eukaryota; Viridiplantae; Streptophyta; Magnoliopsida; Caryophyllales; Amaranthaceae
Product: dephospho-CoA kinase
Exons: 5
Coding region: 558-1262 (234 amino acids)
Biological process (GO): coenzyme A biosynthetic process
Molecular function (GO): dephospho-CoA kinase activity; ATP binding
Source: RefSeq, a predicted model, not a curated record